UCAGAUGCUGAAUGAAACAAAAAUGUCCCAAAACCGAGUAGGAAAUAAAACCCCCCCCCCCCCCCCCCCCCCCCCCCUCUCUCUCUCUCUCUCUCCCCGGCCCCUCCCUCGAUCCCUCUCUGAUGAUCAUAUGAUCGAAGUGUUCAAGGACUAAGUACUACCCAACUUCAAUCCGUCCAAAUCCCCUAAAAGCUUGCAGUUUCGGAGGCAUGCGAGGAUUAAUCCAGAGACAUGUUUGAGUACUGUAGAUCAUUGAUCGGCAAAAUGAAAGGGGGAGGACUAAUGUGGCAUACUUUCGUCAUUGAUGGUUUGUAUUUUGGGAAAGAACACCAUAAAUUUAGUUAUAAACUGAUCUGUGAUCAUAGCUUAUCUUCGCUAGUUCUUCGCUUUUGUGGAGUUUUAUUACCUGCUUGCUUACAAUUCUAAAUGGGUUUUUUCAUGAGUUUUGGGAAGGAAUGAAACAUGAUCAUCUACCAGACCGUACUCCUAAUUAUAAUACGUGGGAGUUCUUGAAAGAAGCAUUUGUUACUGAUCUGUUAAAUUAUUUCCUUUUCAUUUUUUCAUGAUCUAAAAUUAGUCUAUAUUCUUAGAGAAAGCCUAAGAAUACAUAUGUCCUUGGAAAAUAUUGGUUUUUUCUUGUUUAAAUGAUCAUUUUUUAAAGAUAUUAAAAACGGAUACAUGACUAGCAAUGGUGUUUUCACAAAACAGAUAUAUAUUUGCUUUGCAAUUACCCAUUUUUUAUGGCCUGUGAUGAACUGACAUGCGAACGAUUUUUAUGUGUAGCUACUACCAAGUAUAUAUGCUAAAACGAAGUAAGGAGAAAAGAAAAGAGAGGAAAGAUCUCUCCCUCUCCCUCUCUCUGAUUUCUGGUCUCUCUCUCUCUCUCACUGCAUCCACCGGCCCGUCAGCGGUCUAACUUCUGAAGAAAGAACUCAAUUUUUGGAGCCUGGAGGUGGUCUAAAGAAAACUAAAGUAGCCAUGACAGAAGGAUCAUCAGAUAUCUAUGAUAAUGAAGAAAGUAGUGACAGGAGUGAGGAACAGGCCGCCGAAAAUGCCUCUGUAGUGUCUUCACAAAGGUGCUCGUCUUUUGACUUAAAUGAAGAAGCCUGUAGUACUAUGGCUCAGGUUACUGGACUCAGCAAUAUUGAGGAUGAACAUGUGAAAAGAAUAGAUGGGAAUUCAGGUAAUAACGACAUCUCCGGUACUGAUAAUCAAGGAAAGGAAAGGACGAGUACUAGAGUCAGGCAAUAUGUUAGAUCAAAAAUGCCUCGGCUUCGGUGGACUCCUGAGCUCCAUCUUUCUUUUGUUCAUGCGGUUGAAAGGCUCGGUGGACAAGAGAGAGCAACUCCCAAAUCAGUUCUUCAGCUCAUGAGCGUGAGAGGACUCAGUAUAGCCCACGUAAAGAGUCAUUUACAGAUGUACAGAAGUAAGAAGCUCGAUGAGGCUGGACAAGUACUGGGUAAAACGUACAGCCCAUUGCAAGGAAGAAAUCAUAUGCAAGGCAUUGAUCUUCACCAAACGAUCACCAGUACUACUACUCAUCAGCACUUCAGAAUGGAGAAUGGUGGGAUAGUUCUAGCUAGGCAUUCUGAACAUCAUGAUCAGUAUAAUGUUGGUCAUAGUCUUUUGCACUCACCCCUCUCCCAAUUAUCUUUAGAUCAUAUGAUCAAAGCUAGCUUCCAAAGGUUGCAUGAGCAGUGGCCAGCUACCAAUCAGCAUGCCAUGAGAAGGGCAAGUUAUCUAAUAAGCAAAGAUAUUGGAGGAGAAAAGGAUUUCAGCAGCAGCUCAACAGCCUUCGAAACUCAAGGCAAUUCAACAUCUUCAAACCAAACUCAUGCAAUGGAUAAAGACAUCCGAAUUGGACCCAUGAGACCUAGCCGAUUUCUUGAGAAAAAGAGAUAUUUGCCUCCAUCAUUCGAAACGAUUAGCAGUCAAUGGAAAGUAAAAAGAACUAAUACCAAUAUUACGUGGGAUAAUAUUGUUGUCGCCAAUACAAACGGUAGGCAGCUCCUAUCAAGUUCAGAAGAUCAUCUUGUGAGAAACUCCAAUAGCUUUAAACCCGAGUUUGAGCCCCCGUUUCGGCUUGAGCUGAAUGAAACGAAAAUGUUGAAGGACAACGCAUGGUUUCCUGAUUUGCAACUAAGACUUAGCCAAAGAGUUGUGAACGACGACGAGAAGACUCACGGCACAGGAACAAAUGAAAUUAGCACUAUGCUUUCUCUUUCUUAGCUUAUUAUAUAUUAAUUUGUCGCCAAACUCAUACAGAUUACAUACAUACACAAAAAUAUGACGUAGCACAACGUCAAGGCCAAAUUGAGAGCAAGUGCUAAGAAUUUGACUUAUAUAUAUGUAAAUAAAAAAAAAAAUAGCGCCAUCAAAGUGAGAUCGUUCUAAGUGCUUGCCCUUAUUGAAGCCAAGGACGAAGAUAAGAAAAAGACAAACAAGAUUGUUGAGAAA
This is a messenger RNA of Juglans microcarpa x Juglans regia, 2457 nucleotides long. RefSeq lists its product as uncharacterized. NCBI's taxonomy places the organism in Eukaryota, Viridiplantae, Streptophyta, Magnoliopsida, Fagales, Juglandaceae. The transcript is spliced from 7 exons. The record is from RefSeq and is a predicted model, not a curated record. The coding region runs from base 979 to 2229 and encodes 416 amino acids. Gene Ontology annotation, molecular function: DNA binding; DNA-binding transcription factor activity.